UUGGAUAUACUUUGUGUGAAUAAGGUCUAUAUCGUGUAGGCUAAGCUUGUCUGCAACUGAUAUAUACCCCUACUUAUAUAGCUUAAACUUACUCAUACCUAUCUUAAUCAAACGUAUAUAUGUAACAAGUCUCAGUAAGACAACACGAGCUAUUAGUAAAAAUGUUUAAUAAUCGACAAUCUCGUCGGAGAUUCCGGCUCGGCAACUUAGCUAGGCUUGUCCAAUUACGGCAAAGCGUAAGCAACCAACCACAGCAACCGCAACAACCACCAUUGCCACCAAAGGAUGAUCAAGAAAUUUUGUUACAAUCCCCGCCACAGUCACCAGCUUUUCAGCCACCUCCAUAUCAAUUGUCAUCACCAUCAACACUCCCACCGUCUGUUUCAAAAACUGGUGAAAAUCCCCAGUCUUCGCCACUGUCUGAACCUAAGUCAUCACAACAGUCAUCAGCAUUUCAGACACAACCGCAGUCACCUUCAGUUCUGCCCCCUCCAAAUCAAUUUUCAUCUCCCAUGUCAUCACCAUCAACACUUCCGCCCAUACCGCCUGACCCGAAAGCAUCACCACAGUCACUUUUACCACUAGAGUCAAAGGAAGAGUCUCGACCGCAGACAGUGACACCACCAACGUCAAAACCGCCUCCUUCGCCGCAAAAACCAAGUGAAAUGCAGCUGCCACCUCUAACAUCGGUGCCUCCUCCACCUCCUAAACCAAAAUCAUCACCAAGGUCACCAGCAUUUCAACCACAACCAAAGUCACCUUCAUCUCUGCCACCUCCAAAUCAAUUUUCAUCGCUGAUGCCUUCACCAUCAACACUUCCAUCUGGUGCAAAUGGCCGAUCUCCGUCAGGUGUACUACCGGAACCGAAAACAUCACCACUGUCAAUUUUACCAACACAAUCAGAGGAAGUGCUUCAACCGCAGACAACGUUACCACCAACGUCAAAACCACCUCCAUCGCCCCAAAAACUGAGUGAUUCUCUGCCGCCACCGGCACAUCCUGCAUCACUAACACCAGAAGCAAAAAAACUACAGUCGCAUCCAUCAACGCUAAAAGCUACUUUAGAGUAUCAAUCCCCACCAUCUUCAACGCCGUCUAAAUCAAUUGAUGAAACUCGGUUCCAAUCACCGCCCCUGUCGCAAGCAUCACCACCAUCAUUAUUAGAAUCCCAUGAAUCUAAGCUGUCUAAAUCUACUGAGGAUACUAAGUUCCGAUCACUGCCUCCUUCGCUUGCGUCUCCACCAUCUUCCUUGUUAAAAUCCGCUGAAUUUCAGCCGCCAUUACCACCACCCGAAACCAAAACUCCGCUAUCUCCACCCUCAACGCUCAAAGCUCAUAAAGAAUUUCAACCGCAGCCGUCUCCACCGCCUCCACUGUCUAAAUCUAUUGAUGAAACUCGUUUCAGGUCAUUGCUUCCUUCGCAAGCAUCACAACCAUUAUCAUCACCGUCUGAAUAUGGUGAAAAUCAACCACCUUUGGCACCACCAGAAGCUAAAAUCCCACCGUUAGUUAAAAAAUCCGGAGAAUCUCAGCCACCUUUAGCACCACCAGAUACCAAAGCUCCAAAGUCAACUUUAAAGGCCGCAGAAGAAUCCCUGUCCCAACAGCCUACACCGCUUCUUCCGUUAGAGUCUAACGAAGCUCUGUCCCAAUCAACGCCUCCAGGGAAAGCAUUGCCACCGUCAUUAUCAGAAUCUGGUGCACUUCAACAACCUUUGCCACCACCAGAAUCUAAAACUCCACUACCACCGCCACCGUCGUUGUCAGAAUCCAGUGAAUCUCAACUGCCUUUACCACCACCAGAAACGAAACCUCCACCAUCAACGCUAACCGCUGCUAAAGAAUCCCAGUCUCAACCGCCUCCACCAUUUCUUCCGUCUAAAACCAUUGAUGAAACUCAGUUGCAAGAACCGCCUCAACCGAAUGUGCCACCACCGGAAGCUAAAGUUACACAGUCAACGCUAAACAAAACCGAAGAAUCCACGCUUCCACAGCUUCUGCCGCCUAAAGGCAGUGAUGAAACUCCGUCUAAAUCAUCGCCUCUGUGGAACGCAUUGCCACCGUCAUUAUCAGAAACUAGCGAACCACAACAGACCUUGGCACCACCAAAAGCUAAAACUCCACAGCCGCCACCGUCAUUUUCAGAAUCGGAUGAAUCUCAAUCUCAACAACAUUUGCCACCGCCAGAAACAAAAACUCCACCAUCAACGUUAAAUGCUGCUGAAAAAUCCCAGUCCCAACCGCCUCCACAGCUUCCUCCCUCUAACUUCAUUGAUAAGACUCCGUUCAAAUCAUCGCCUCAACCACACUUGCCACCACCAGAAGUAAAAAUUACACCGCCGUCUCCGUCAAAGCUAAAAACUACUGAACAACAACACACGCCUCCACUGCUUCCUCCGUCUAAAUCCAUUGAUGAAACUCGGUUCCAAUCAUUGCCUCCUUCGCAAUCUUCUACACUGCCACUGCCACCGUCAUUGUCAGAGUCUCGUAAAUCUCAAUCCCCUAUACUGCCACGAGAAGCCAAAACUUCACCAUCAAAGCUAAACACUACUGAAGAAUCUAUCAUUCCUCCAACGCUGCCGUCUAUUGAAAACCCUAAAUCAACACCGCCACUACCUGAAUCUGCCCAACAUUCAAUAUCUCAAACAUCUCCAACGGCUCUGACGUCACCAUCACAGCCUCCGCCGUCACCCCAAACUAAGCCUAACCCAAUCGAAUCUCAUCCUCCGCAACCAACAAACACCGAAUCUCAAUCUUCAAAAGAUCACAAAAAGGAUCAAAGCCAAAAUCAUGAUAAACCAGAAGCCAAACUCAUGAAGAUUCCGGCAGAGAUCACUGGAGAAGUGAAGAAAAACAGGGGAGAGGGGAAAACAAACUCAGUGCCGACGACGAUGAUGAUGAUGUUCAUCAACAGUAAUGUACAGGGGAUCAACACAUCACUCUCGCUCGAUUCAUCUUCCAUCGAUCAUGAACCAGGCGUCCACUUGACCAUCGAUCAUCAUCAUUCUUCUCCAACGCUCUUUUAAUCAAUUUGUUGGGAUGUAUUAUCGGAUUGCGAACAAAAUAAUAAAGCUACAAUAUUAAUGGGCCUCGUGUUUACCUUUGACCCGCCCUCUUAAAGCUUGACUCUGGCUUUUAUUUUCAACUAGAUCAUAGAUUAUAUGAUUCGCGCGCAUUUUAUUUUACGUAUGUAUUUUAUAUAAUUUAGUUUUAAAUUUGUC
Molecule: messenger RNA, 3221 nt
Organism: Eruca vesicaria subsp. sativa (arugula)
Lineage: Eukaryota; Viridiplantae; Streptophyta; Magnoliopsida; Brassicales; Brassicaceae
Source: the annotation of a GenBank genome assembly